Messenger RNA from Panonychus citri (citrus red mite), 652 nucleotides. RefSeq lists its product as uncharacterized. The coding region runs from base 253 to 555 and encodes 100 amino acids. NCBI's taxonomy places the organism in Eukaryota, Metazoa, Arthropoda, Arachnida, Trombidiformes, Tetranychidae. The transcript has 2 exons. The record is from RefSeq and is a predicted model, not a curated record.
AACAAUUAACUUCCAAUUUUUUAUUGUUUUCAUUGAUUUGAUUUUCUAAUUAACCAAAUAAUGGCAACCUCAUGAUCUUCAAAUUAGCUGCGACCCGAGAGAGACAAUUAAAUCAUAAACAAUUAUGAUGAUGACAAUCAAAUUUAAAGUAUUUAAAUUAUCAACAUUUUCUUGAUUAAGUUUAAUUUCUGUUCAACCUUUGAAGUAAUAACAACAAUUUAUAUCUAAUAAUUUAAAUCAACAACGUUAAUCAUGUUGGACCAUUCAGUUAAAUUAAUUGGUUUAUGUUGUGUUGCAGUUUUAAUUGUUGGUGUUUUAUCCCAAGAAGUGGUUAAUCCUAAUCAAGAUAUUCCUCCGAGAGUUGUCAAUCUAAAUAUACCUCUCUUCGUUAAGAUGAGAUUGGAGACGAAAAAUUUGACCGAAUUCACGCACACGGACAUGGACCUUACAGUUCUAACGGGAAUGGUUCGAGUUCUUCUCGAUCGUAAGAUCUACAGAAACGGAACAAUCGUCGGUCCAGUUCGAGUGUUUCUCUUUGGUGUUGGAAUCUCUUAAUUGUUGCUUAAAAGAAAAUCGCAUUUGAUAUUUUCUCUUGUAUCUCUCUGAUCGUUUUGUUAAUCAUCGAAAUAAAUUAUCAUUGUUUGACUUAAUU